This is a messenger RNA of Diaporthe batatas, 5911 nucleotides long. RefSeq lists its product as uncharacterized. The coding region runs from base 810 to 4412 and encodes 1200 amino acids. The transcript is spliced from 2 exons. Gene Ontology annotation, cellular component: plasma membrane. NCBI's taxonomy places the organism in Eukaryota, Fungi, Ascomycota, Sordariomycetes, Diaporthales, Diaporthaceae. Gene Ontology annotation, biological process: positive regulation of GTPase activity; Ras protein signal transduction. The record is from RefSeq and is a predicted model, not a curated record. Gene Ontology annotation, molecular function: protein binding; guanyl-nucleotide exchange factor activity.
CAGAUCCUCUCCCUCCUCCUGCUACAACAUUCCAGAACGCUCCGCGUCUCUGCUUUGCUCCCUUCUGCAACUGCACCUGCACUGCACCCGCUGCUGCUGCUUGCUUUCCGCACCAGAACGGAACAGACGGACAAUAAACAACAAAAUACCCACCGUCGAGAUCGUGGGCCUCCCUCCCCAGGACAUCGAGGCUGUUGUUGUCGUUGUUGUUGUGUGUUAUUUGCUCCAUCGCUCGCAAAUAACACCUCACAACAGAUACAUACGUACGCAGGCACACCACAACCGUGCCAGACAGACAUUGAUUGAGGACGACCGGGAACCGAGAUUGGAAGUGAAGCCGCGGACCUGAGCUCCUCGGCCUGUCUACUUGUUAUCCAUCUACCCAAGACUCGGCUCGACGACCUAAUACUUGUCGAGACGGACCCAAUUGGGAGCCACAAACCUCAGACCAGCAGCCCAGGCUCUAGUUACCUCGCCAUUGUUUGGACCGCGGGGCAAGGAACGGGGCAAUUUGCGACGACAGGGCUGGACGUUUAUUUUUUUGAGGGGUCUUGGGACGUUGAAAUUCAGGGAGCCAGUCGUCGUCAACUGGCAAAUAAGAAACACGGUGCUCGUGCUGGCGGUGCUCGUGCUUCCAACAACCGAGGGAUACUACUAAGAUACCUUGGGACUUGGAGGAUUGGCCACCGGGUCCACAAUUGAACAGCCCGACACGACACGACACGACACGACACGGACAAGGACAACACGGACAACGGCUGAAAAACAACCGCAGCUCUCAUGACUCUCCACUCGUGAAUUCCACCGCCAUGGUUAUGCUGAGCGAACAACCUUUCCGGUCGAGUUUGCAGGUGGCGCCUCUCACAAUCCAGAAAUCCAGGUCCGACUCGAAUGCUGGCGAUGCCUCGACACCCGACCACUCUACUUCUUCCUCCACCAACCCUUACCAACGAUCAGAGAUGACUCCCCCGGCCACCCCCGAGGGGUCGCAGGAGGACCUCAACUCGCCUGCGAACCCGCCGCCCGUCUUCCACAACUUCCUGCGAGCCUUCUACCCCUUCCACCCCAGCUAUGCCAUGACCGAUUCGGCCGUCACCCUGCCAUUGAACGAGGGCGACGUCGUCCUGGUCCACUCCAUACACACAAAUGGCUGGGCAGACGGCACAUUACUGGUGUCCGGCGCAAGAGGCUGGCUGCCCACCAACUACUGCUACGCCUACGACCCCGACGAGAUGCGGAACCUGCUCAAGGCCCUCUUGAACUUUUGGGAUCUCUGCCGCAGCACGGCCGUCAACGACAGCGAGAUCUUCGGCAACCAGGAGUUCAUGAAGGGCAUCAUUGCCGGCGUGCGCUAUCUCUUGGAACGGACGCAUUGCUUGACCCGCGAAUCUUCCGUCAUCCAACGCCACGAUGGCCUGCGCAGGGGCAGGAAGUCGCUCCUAUCCGAGCUAUCCGCCCUGGUCAAGACGGCUAAGCGCUUACAGGAGCAGCAGAAGACCAUCACCCCCACCGACGCCGUCAACGACACCGUCGACGAGAUGAUACUCAAGGCCUUCAAGAUCGUUACAAAGGGCGUGCGCUUCCUCGAUGUCCUCGAGGAGGACAGGCAGUCGCGGGCACCAGCCGUCACCCUCAUGCCUACCGUGAUGGAGGAGAACUACGUACCGCCGACGCCACCAGCCGACGCGACAAGUUUUGACGACGACCGGAGCACAAUCAAGUCGCACGAUGCAGGUUCCCGCGCGGGUGACAGCGGAUUGGCUCCCGAGUCACCCACAGCCGGGGCCAGUGAGGAAACACAAAUGUCCACACACACCAACGACCGUUUGUCAACCGGCCGGUCCGCCGGCGCAGGGGCACGGCUGUCUCAGAACAGCCAGAGGGCUGUCAACUUUAGCCGCCUGUCCUCCAGCAUUGCUCACCGCGUCUCUCUCGCAGGCCCGUCGCCCCUUUCAAGGCCGCAGAACCUUGUCUCGGAACGUCUCACCGCAAGCCAUGACACCUUCCUUUCUCACCUUGGCUCAUUUAUCGGCCGGCUGCACCUCCAGUCACAGUCGCGGCCACACCUCGCACUGGCAAUAAAACAGUCGGCAACGUCCGGCGGAGAGCUCCUGGUGGUCGUCGACGUCGUCUGCGCGCACAGUUCUCUAACCAAGGAGCUAUUAGAACAGCCCCGAGCUGCCAUGUACGACCGCGUACUAGACCUUGUGCACGCCGCUCGCGACAUCCUGCACCACGACAAUGGCCCCGAGCUGGCUGAGAUUAUUAUGACCGAGGACAACAGCAGGCUCCUGUCUGCUGCGACUGGCUGCGUCCGGGCCACCGGCGAGUGUGUGGCCAAGACAAAAUGGGUCAUCGAGAGGAUAGGCGACUUUGAAUUCGAGCUCGAGGAUGGGAGCCACGGGCUCGACCUGGAUCUUGGUGCUCUCGACAUCAUCGGAGAGGAGCGCGGGAGAUCCGGCAGCGUUGCGUCCAUCGCCCCAUCCCUCCACAAACCCCUACCGAAGGACAAGCCGCUCCCGCAAGUCCCAUACACCGCAUAUCCCGACAGCGAUGACACCGAGCCUCUCGUCAUGCCCCUCCCACCCCGGCGCGAGUCACUCCUCUUCUCCGACGGGAACACCUCCGACAGUGCGACAUCGGUCUCCUCAAUCCGCCCCAGCCUUCCACCAUUACCGAAGCUGUCGACAUCGUUCACGGCCGAGGACUACAGCCCGACCAACUCUGCUGGCCCCGAGAGCGAGGGGAGGUCCUCAUACCAGCGCGAGAGCAUCGUGGCUUCCAGCUCUGCUAACAGCAGCGCAUACGUGAACAGGGGCUCCGAGUCAAGCCUCCUGUCUCAAACAUCCACCCGUGCUACUACCCCGGACCUGCACCUCGGUCCGAAGCUCCAGCCCUCCAUCUCCGAACUCAGUGCCACCAGCAACAACGGCGAGGAGGUUGAGGAGGUCGAGUCAAAGCUCCUGGAGAAGACAUACGCGCAUGAGCUUAUGUUCAACAAGGAGGGCCUGGUUGUCGGUGGUUCUCUGCCGGCUCUGGUGGAGCGCCUGACGACGCACGAAGCCACGCCCGAUGCGCUGUUCGUGUCGACCUUCUUCCUCACCUUCAGGCUGUUCUGCACCCCAACGAAGCUUGCCGAGGCUCUGAUUGACCGCUUUGAAUACGUCGGUGACUCGCCACACAUGGCUGCAGCAGUCCGCCUGAGGGUUUAUAAUGUCUUCAAGGGAUGGAUGGAGUCGCACUGGCGAGACGAGACGGACCACAAGGCUCUGGAGCUGAUCAAGCUCUUUGCCGAGUCUAGGCUGCACUCGGCUUUGCCGUCGGCCAGCAAGCGCCUUCUCGACCUCGUACAACGCGUCUCGUCUACCGACACCACCCUUGUACCCCGCCUCGUCUCCUCCAUGGGCAAGAACAAUGCCGCCGUCUCGCAGUACGUAACCGUGGACACGCCAAUGCCGGCUCCCGCUCUCACCAAGAGCCAGGCGCAUGCAUUGGCCGCCUGGAAGGCUGGUGGAGCGAGCCCCACCAUUCUGGACUUUGAUCCUCUGGAGAUCGCCCGUCAGAUCACUGCCAAGCAGAUGAGCAUCUUCUGCUCCAUUCUGCCAGAAGAGCUGCUCGGCUCGCAGUGGAUGAAGAAGGGCGGCGCGGGCUCGCCCAACGUCAAAGCCCUCACCGCGCUGUCUACUGAGCUGUCAAACCUGGUUGCCGAGAACAUUCUGCACUACAACGAGGUCAAGAAGAGGGCUAAUGUCAUCAAGCAAUGGAUCAAGAUUGCUCACCAGUGCCUCGAGCUCAACAACUACGAUGCGCUGAUGGCCAUCAUCUGCAGCCUCAACAGCUCGACCAUCACCCGUCUCCGAAAGACCUGGGACAUCGUGUCGCCAAAGCGUCGCGAGUUGCUCAAGUCGCUCCAGGCUGUCGUCGAGCCAGCACAGAACCACAAGGCUCUCCGCGCCCGUCUCGCCGACCAUGUCCCACCGUGCCUGCCCUUCCAAGGCAUGUUCCUGACUGAUCUCACCUUUGUCGACAUUGGCAACCCCGCCACGAAGUCGCUUCAGGGUGAGGACGGCAACGACAUGACUGUCGUCAACUUCGACAAGCACACGCGCACGGCCAAGAUCAUCGGCGAUCUCCAGCGAUUCCAGAUCCCCUACAGGCUCACAGAGCUGCCAGACAUGCAGGAUUGGAUCCAGUCCGAGCUUGAGCGUGUCCACGACUCGGACCCCAAGAGCAACGUGCAGGUCAGCUACUACCGCAAGAGUCUCCUGCUGGAGCCCAGGGAGAACCAGAUCCCACGCACCCCGGUGGAAGGCCCCGGCGGUGCGAACGCGCAAGGCAUGUUCACAUGGAGGAAGAUCGGAACCUCCAACUCGAAGACACUCAACCAAACACUUACCAACGACUCGGCUUAAAACGCCUAUUACCGCCAUCACACACUCGCGCGUUACCUAGACCCGACGACAUCAGCAUCUUCCUGCCUCUGCGCACACACACAUUUGUUUCUUGGGCUCUUUUGUUUUUUGGUCGCUUUUAUUUUGAUACCCAAAAUUACUCGUUGCUUUAUUGUAUUCUGUAUCGGACAUCGGGAAAAGAACCACACGAAUUGUUUUUAUCGGCAUGACAUCGAGGUCUACGAUGCCGCAUCGCACCACACGACUGGAUGACUUCUCUCUCACCAACAACCACCAUUACCGAGGACCACUACACGUCUUUGGGAGCACUGUCGACCCACAAUCGACCGGCUUUAUAAUCCAUUCAGCUCGCGCUACCUGGUUAUGAGUAGUCCACCCCGUUAUACUUAUACUCAGUAUGGACCUCUCAGAACCAGCAUCGUUGAGUCCCGUUGGCUGCCGGACCGGUGCAAACCAGACCGGCAUACCACGACCCGACCUCACCCAUUGGGUAGUUAACCUCUUUGCUUUUCAGCCCUUGCUUCUUGUGUUUGGUUUUCUGUGUACCAUCAUGGGUUCUUACGAAGCGGCGACUGGGAAAGGAAAAACAAAAUCCUUGCGUUUCUGCUCCCCCCGCGCUCUCCACCUGGCUCCCAAACAGCCGGGGUGGAACGAGCGGCGGAGCAGCUGAAAACUCAGGCGUCUGAGCAUCAUCAUCAUCAAUCAUCACAUGGAGUUCCCGGUGCUUUCACUAUCUUGAUUUUCCUUUUUCAGUGUCUGUUCAACGCCACGGGCGUGCACUACUACUUGGGGCUGUCGCUACUGCUGUCGGUGGAAGGACGGGAUGGGCUGGGGUUGGAUGUACCGAAGCGGUCGCUUAAGCUGCAGCGAGACGCGACGGGAAAAAAAGAAUCGGGGAUAAUAUUUGAAUGUUGAGGCUAAAUGCGCGCAUUUGGAUACUGGGACAACGGAAAAGGGCCUGAUGGGAUACCAAGGAAGGAAGGAAAGGACCUGGGCGUGGGACAUAUGUACCCGACCAAAAGAUCAACGACUCACUACUACAACUUUACAACGCCAUAAUCCAUGUACACAAAAUGGGGAUAUGACCACGGCCAGGUGGGAGGAACGGAAUGGGGAUCACGGGGAACACUACAGCACAGCACAGCACAGCGCAGCGUCAGCGUCAGCACAGCUCGUCAUAACAGCGAAACAGCCCAGCCCUGCCCGCCCGGCCUUGCUAGAAGACGGGUAGGGUAGGGGGGCAUGAAACCACAUCAUACCUCACUCACCACACCACGAGACCAGCCAGCCAGUCACCCGUCCGUUAGUCAGGGAGCCAAGGUCCCCUUCUAAUGUCUGGGUUCCGGUGAUACAUACUGGAGUGGAGUGGAGUUGAGUGGUGGGCAUGAAAGAUGAAUGCGUUGAUGAAAUGAAAGCGUCAAUGACAGACCUGACACAAAUACAUAACAUAACAUAACAUAACAUACAUACAUACACACAAUUAAAAUCAAGUUACAAAU